Molecule: messenger RNA, 4837 nt
Organism: Pungitius pungitius (ninespine stickleback)
Lineage: Eukaryota; Metazoa; Chordata; Actinopteri; Perciformes; Gasterosteidae
Product: dynein axonemal assembly factor 5
Exons: 13
Coding region: 338-2878 (846 amino acids)
Biological process (GO): inner dynein arm assembly; cilium movement; outer dynein arm assembly
Cellular component (GO): cytoplasm
Molecular function (GO): dynein intermediate chain binding
Source: RefSeq, a predicted model, not a curated record
AUUUUGAUCAUUUUGAUUGAUGGUUUGGUCUGUAUACUAAUUCUAAUCAAAUUGCUUUUAUUGACUACAUACGUUCCUACAGCCCACUGUGGCAUUAAUAUUGUAAUAAUGGCAUAAACCUAAGCUUAAUAUCAAAGGCUUAGUGUUCUUUAUCAGAAAUCACCAAACAAAUUAUUAGAACGUGUAGCAUACAUACAUAUAUGAACGAAGGAGAUAGAUUGAUGUGAAAGAGGAAGAUUGUCAGUGCUAAUAAAGUUUGAGAUUUUGAAUCGGAAGCUACCGUAAAGUAGCCGUUUGUUUGUCGCGCAGCUCGCCGGUUGUCAUAACGACAGUCAAGAUGGCAACUAUGGCGGCCGGAGACGAACAUGCUGCCUCUGAAGUAUUGAGAGGACUCGCAAGACAUUUAAACUGUCUGAACGAAGACAACAAGGCGACAAGAAAGAGGGCCCUUGAGCUAAUCAAGAGGGAGACUGUGGACCGAGGACUUUCCAGCAGCGUCUUACAGGAAGUUUUCUCCGCCCUCCUCAAACCUCUCCUCAAAUGUCUCUCAGACCCGAUGGAACGAUGCCGAGAAACCGCCAUAGCGAUGAUAACAGAAUUUAUUCGUUGUGUCCCGAAACCGGAGGAGUCGCUGCCGUAUCUCAUGCCGUGUCUGGCUCAUCGGCUCGGGGAAAAGGAGCUCCAGGAGCCGGCGGAGGAGCUUCGGCUGUCGGCCGUGGAGAUGUUGACACUGGCGGUGGAGGUGUGCGGGAAGCAUUUAGCGCCCUACCUCACGGAAAUAAUCCACAUCCUGCAGAGAACCAUCGUUGAUCCUUUCCCAGAUGUCCGGAGAGAAAGCUGCAAAUGCACAAUAAACUUUGCCAAGUGUGUUCCGGAGCACUUUCACAUGCAGGCUGAGAGUCUUGUUAAGCCUCUGAUGCAGACGGUUUCUCAUCAACACUACCGGGUACGAGUGUCUGUCAUCUAUGCCACAGGGGCUGUCAUUCAGCACGGCACCGGGAAGAACGUGGACGACGUGCUGUCUCACCUGGCACAGAGACUGUUUGACGACUCACCGCAGGUUAGAAAAGCUGUGACAGCGGUCGUUGGUGAUUGGUUACUUCACAUGAGAGACCGAUACUCUUAUUUCCACAAACUCAUCCCACUCCUCCUGAGCGGUAUCAAUGAUGAGAUCCCAGAAAUAAGACUUCUAUCUGCUGAUUUGUGGAGGCAGGUAGGAGCCCAGUGGGAGAAAGAGAAUGAGGAAGAAAUCAAGGAUAAGAUGGACUUUCUUCUUACCCCACCUCCCUUCUACCCACCAGGAGUGGAACGUCCCGGGCUGGGCUGCAGAGAGCUGGUGCUGAGAAACCUGGGUAGGCUCGUGCCGGCCAUCACCCACGACAUAACUGACUGGCUGGUGCCCACACGCGUCAGGACCUCUCAACUGCUGUCUGUGCUGCUGCUCCACGCCGAGGACCACAGCACCCAGCAUCUGCAGCCCCUCCUGGCCACCCUCUACUGUGCCUGCAAGGACACGGAGCGGGAAGUGGUCAGCAAUUGCCUAGCAGCUGCUCAACUGUUGGGGACCUUUGUCCCUCCUGUUGUCCUCCUCAAGCUGCUUCUGGACCAUGUGACAACCCCCUACUCCUCCUCUCACCCCUGGACCCCCCUCAUGGUGCUGGCCGCGGUGCUGGGAGGCUGCUCCCGGACUCUCCUCAAACCGCAUCUCGAAAAGAUUGCCAACACGCUGUCGCUGCCCGAAGUCUGCCAGGAAUACCAACAGGUUGCGUACGUGGAGCAGCUGCUGUGCUGCGUGGACGUGCUGCUGCGUCAGUGUGAGUCAGACGCGGGCUCAGUCGGCCUGCAGCUGCUGCAGGUGUUGGUCACUGUCCAGAGUCUCUCCGCUGAGCCUCGUCUCAGCGCGAAGGCCUUGGAGAGUGUGCAGCUCCUGAGUAAGGUGCAGGGCCUGGACUCGACCACGGAGCUUUACAGGCAACAUAUGGGCCAGCUGUUGGAUUGGCUGUCCGGCUCAGUGAACACCUGGUUUAGUUUCUCCCCACAGAGACUUCAACUGCAUGUCAUAGUCACACAAUCAGGUCCAGUUAUUGGAGAGUUUGUGUGCCAGUUGAUGCCUCUGCUGACCAGCUGCCUUCAACCGGACAGAGACCCAGAGUUGAGGAUGAACAUCUUCACAAUGCUUGCCAAGUUGCUACUAGAUGCAUCCAACACACUGGAUUCUAAGGGGCUUUUCCGCGAUGAGUCCCAGAAGUUCCUGCUGGACAUCUUGCUUCCCAACCUGGUGUGGCGUGCGGGUCGUACUGCUGCUGCCAUCCGCACCUCCGCCCUCAGCUGUCUGCUGGCCCUGCUGCAUGGAGGGGCCAUCACACCGGGACAGUUGCUCUGCCUGGAAGAGAAAGUGAGCCCCUACGUGUUGUCGGCCCUGGAAGAAGACUCUCAGAUGGGCAGACUGUUGGCUUGUCGCUCCCUAUCGGCAUUACUCCAACUCAUAGGAACCGAUCUGCACCCAGAGGCCCUCAACAAGAUUUAUCCCAUGCUGCUGAAGCGCCUGGACGACAGCAGUGAGGAAGUGCGCAGCGUUGCCCUGCGGGCCGUUGGCCUGUGGCUGUCCUGCCUGACCGGAGACUACAACCCGGAGGUCUGGGCUUCUCAUCUGCAGCUCCUCUUCCAGCAGCUCCUCCUGCACCUGGACGACCCCAACGGCUCCGUCCAGGCCCAAGUGCUCGAGAUUCUGAAGAACGGCAGCUCGGUCCACCCGGCUCUCCUGAGAAAGGAGACGGAGGCCGUGAGAGACCAACAGCGGAGUCCUCUUUACUGCGACCAGCUGCUCCAGCACCUCGGCCUCCUGCCCGCUGACACCCCAGCAGAGCGUCCGGAGUGAGAGGAAGUCAAAGAGCUCUCUUGCUUUCAAUUGUACAACAUUGAUGGGAAAAAAAACCUCUAACAACAUGAUGGUCAUUUUACAAAGGAGCAUUUCUUCUGAAGGACUUGUUACAUAUGAAACCAAACGACUUGACGUAAUUGAAUUAACUCUCCUGUGGGUGAGUAGAUGACUUAUUUUGUAUUUAUGGUCAAAUUUUUCAAUAUUCCUGUUGAUGCAGAAUAUCUCCUUGAACAUUUUCUUCAAGGACAGUUUUUCGGCGUUCAUUCCUGUUAAUGUAAUCCUUCACAAUUCUUGUUUAUUGCUUGGGGGUUGUUUUUAAAUGUCUUUGUGAACUCCUCCAUUCGAUGUUCACCAUCCUGCAGAUGGUGCUGAGCUAAGAUGGGUCAUGUGUUUGUUCUCUUUAAAAAGUUAUUUUUUUCUUCUUUAGAUUCUUAACUAUUGAUGUGUAAUACAAAUUACAAUCAAAUAAAUCAAUUCUUUAAAAUAUUGAGUGAAACCAUUAUUAAAUAGUACAUGACAUUAACUCGCGUGGAUAGUUUCUAAGCAAAGUGUGGAAAUUACAAUACACUUGACAACGGAAUCCCAGAAGGCUGCUUUUUGAAGUAAAACAUUAUUUAUUUAAUUCCAACAAUACUGAACAAGCCACUACUGCCUAAACUAACCACAACUGGUUAUCCAAACAGAUGUUGAAUUAGUUAAUUAUCCAUUAACUAAUGCAAAACUCAAAUAAUAUCCUACAAUAUCAAAACACAUUUGGGGGGGGGGAAUUGAUGACAGAGUAAUUUUCUAUUCUUAAAUAUUGAUAAAUGAAGAAAAAAAUGUGCUCCAGCAGAAGGCGCACUUUUCUCAUGCAGGGUGUUGAGUGAGAAUUUUUCUAACAGUUAAAGAAAAUACUGCAUUAAAUGAACAUCGAUUUAAUUUUAGAUGCACGCUAUGGAAGGAUGUGGAAGGUCAGCGUGUAUUCAAAGUGCAUUAAUUCAUUAGGUGACUAUCAACAGCAUUCUUCAAUACAUCAAAGUAAGUUCUUGAUGAAAGUACAAUGCUCUGGGAAAUGAUCAACAGUUUGAUUAAUCUAUAACUAUUAGCACCACCCAGUCUAAAGGUUUGUCAACCAAAUUUAACACACUCACCACCGUUGACAAGUACAAACCCAGAACUCCUCAAAUAGUGACGGUUGAUCACCAGGCUUUCUGCUCACAUCAAUGUAAAACCCAACAUGUCAGAGCAACUGCAUGGUUGAAAAAGCCAGAUAGUUAAUGAGGAUGGAUCAAACAAACACAGGAUUUUUAUCACAGUGUUUGUGAGUAAAGUGAGGGCUAGUAACAAAAGGAACUAGUUAGUUAAUAAGUAGUGGCGUUCAUAGUUUGAAGCUUUGGGCCACUGACAAAGGGUCAGAAUUUUGAAGGUUAGUUUGUGUUUUUAUUUGAGUUUUGCAUCAGUUAAUGGAUAAUUCCAUUUCUUCAAAAAGCAGCUUUCUGGGAUUACGUUGUGCAAGUUUUUUGUGAUCAUAUCCCAGUUUUGUAGUCAAAUAUUUCGAAAAAGCAUAUCAAGGACUGCAAUAAAUCAUUAAAACGUAUCGUCAUCUGUUCCAUUUGUUUAAAGGUUUCCUCACUACGGGGAUAAGAAGCUGUCAUCUUCUCAAUUUCAAAGAAAAGCUGCCAAUUCGACAAAAGGACCUUGAAGACUGAAGCUCCUUUGACUUAGAGUCAAAAAUGUUUUGGCAGCCAUUUCUCAAGUCAAUAACUAAAAAAUUCACAAUUAUUGACAUCACAAAAACAUCAUUUUACAACAUUUUUCGGGGGGUCACAUGUCAAUUACAAAGUUUUAUUUCAUUUAAUUUAAUUUUCAGUUACUCUGCAUAUUAAUAGUGGCAUUGCUUUCUGAUUAGCUGAUGAAUUCCCUUUAAAAGAAAUUAAAAUGGGAGUGAGUUAUACUAGAACGACUUUGUUGUUUUCC